AUGAUUUGCAGACUCGCGAUUGCGGCUACCGUCCUGCUUGCCGGAGCGCAGGCCCAACAAGCUACCAACUGCGAAUACCAGUCAUUGAAGUGCGGAUCGGCGCUUCUUGCUGCUCCUUUUAGCUAUACUGAGGCGCAAAUCGCGGCAGCUGUCAACGACACUGCCUCCAUUCCCCCUCUCACCACGGAUCAACUGUCCCAGACUCUGUACCACUGCACAGACAUUUUAGGGACUAUUACUGGAAAUGCUUUCUGCUUCGCUGGCUGCGACGUCAAGGGUACUACUCGAAAUGAUCAAUGUAUCAUGUAA
This is a messenger RNA of Penicillium argentinense, 309 nucleotides long. RefSeq lists its product as uncharacterized. The transcript is spliced from 2 exons. Bases 1 to 309 code for a protein of 102 amino acids. The record is from RefSeq and is a predicted model, not a curated record. NCBI's taxonomy places the organism in Eukaryota, Fungi, Ascomycota, Eurotiomycetes, Eurotiales, Aspergillaceae.